UCAAAAUGGCCACUCGUGGACGAAAAAAACGAGUCCCGACACAAACUAAUACUUUACACAGAAAUCCAGACUUCUAUUGAGCAUGUACUACGUGAGGGACUUGUGAAUGAUAUAAAGUCAUCUCCUGUUUUCGCCAUGAUGUUGGAUGAAAGUACAGAUCUGACUGUAGACAAGAGACUUAGUAUAUGUGUUCGAUAUAUCAAGGCAGGAGAACCCGUCACAAAUAUGCUGGUUAAUGUUCAUCUAGAAGAUGGUACUGCACACACUAUCAUGAACUGUGUAGCACAUGAAUUUGAAAGGCAUGGUAUAGACCUUGCAAACUGUACAUCAUUAGCCACGGAUGGGGCUGCUGUUAUGCUAGGUAAACAUAAGGGAGUAGGACAGCAAUUGGUCAGCAAGUACUCUCCAUUCUGUAUCCAGACACAUUGUAUGGCUCAUAGGCUAAACCUGGCAUGUACAGAUUCUAUCAAGAAAAAUGACUUUAUGAUAAAAUUCAGAGAGAAAUUCAGUUCUUUGUACUCGUUUAUAAGUGGAUCAAGUAACAGAACAUUGGCACUUAAGAAGAUUCAGGAAAUACUCGAAGAACCUGAGAUAAAGAUCAAAGAGCCUUAUUCUAUUCGCUGGUUGGGUUUGAAAAAUGCAGUUUCAGCUGUGUUCGAGUCGUUUGGGUCUGUUUUGGCAACAUUGUCAAAAUUCGCUGCAGAGAAGAAUUCUGUGGCCAAGGGACUCCUGAAGUAUUUCAGCUCAUACAAGGUUGCCCUAGCAAUUGCCUUCAUAUUGGAUGUUCAUAAUGAGCUAGCAGUACUAAGCUGUGAGUUACAGAAGAAAAAUCUUCUAUUCAGUGAAAUCAAACCAGUGAUGGAUGCAACUGUGUCCAAAUUGUCUUCUAUGGAAGCCACAGAUGGAAAGUGUUUGACAUCAAUGAAGACUGAUAUAGAGAUAACAGAUGAUGGAGCUUUCUUUUCUGGAGAAAAGCUGAAGUACCAUGAUAACAUGGGAAGUGAAUUUGCUACCGUGAGGAAAGACUACAUCAAAAGGAUGAAAAAGAACAUCAGUGACAGGUUUAGGAAAACAGACAGUGAUCACUAUAAUGACUUUUGUACUUUGUUUGAACCCCAGCAGAUAAACAUUUCCACACAGGAGGAAUGUAAUGAAGCACUCGAGUCUUUGUCCACCUUCUAUGGCUACGAGAAAACAGUGAAAGUGAUUGACGGCAACCUCAUUGAGGGACUACAAGAAACAGUGAGAGUAGUUCAGCCUCUAGUAGACCCAGCCAAGGUCCAGGAGGAAUGGCCGAGAUUUCAGGGUAUGGUGAAGGGAGCUUAUGCUGAUAUGCCCACUAAUAAACUUUGUAAGAGGGUAAUACUACUGCACAAUGACAUUAUACCCAAUAUAGCCAAGCUGGCAGCAAUAGCCCUCUGCCUGCAACCUACCAGUGUUGAGUGCGAAAGAACAUUUAGCACACAGAACAGACUCAAAUGCAAACAAAGAGCUUCCCUAGGAAAUGAAGCAUUAAACACUCUCAUGACAAUUUGUAUGCUGGGGCCAGACAUAUCAAAAUAUGAUCCCUCACCAGCUGUCAUUUACUGGCUUAGGCAAAAAAGGAGAAGGAAGCCUAGACUGCAGAGUGCAUACAAGCCAAGAGCUAAGAAACAAAAAACUUGCUGACUUGGCUUGAAUUUACUCUGGAGUUUGCAUCCUAUAAGAGUUGCAUAAUUUUGUUAAGAACUAGGUAAAGCUGACAGAUAUGAGCUAAAUGUUAUAUUGAAA
Molecule: messenger RNA, 1770 nt
Organism: Dreissena polymorpha
Lineage: Eukaryota; Metazoa; Mollusca; Bivalvia; Myida; Dreissenidae
Product: zinc finger protein 862-like
Exons: 3
Coding region: 136-1668 (510 amino acids)
Molecular function (GO): protein dimerization activity
Source: RefSeq, a predicted model, not a curated record